AUGCCGCCCAUCCUCCGCCUCCACGUCCUCACCACCCUCCCACACUCCUUGCGCGCGCUAUCCAUCCUCUCCUUCAUACCAGCUUUUGGCCUCCUCCUCGCCUGCGGCAUUGUAUCUGAAAGUGUAAACCCCGCCAUCUCUAUCCUCCCGCUCUUCUUCUCUUCACUCUACUCCGCGGUCCUCCUCGCAAACGAGAAGAAAUGCGGUUGCCACGCUGCCGGUCUCACAGGCACACCGCUGCACAUGAUUGGCGUCCAUGCCUACUUCGUUGUCAAAGAGGUCAUCGGGGCGUUACAGGCUGGGGCGCAUUACCCCAGCGCUUGCCCGCAGUGCCAGCACAUGGCGUUUCCGCAGAUUAGCGUCAAGUUCCGCAGCGAAGGCCAUGAGGGGUAUGACCCGUUAUUGGAUGGGGAGGGCCAACCAGCGGCUGCAGUGAAUGCGGAGGAUGCGAUCUAA
Messenger RNA from Didymosphaeria variabile, 456 nucleotides. RefSeq lists its product as uncharacterized. The record is from RefSeq and is a predicted model, not a curated record. Bases 1 to 456 code for a protein of 151 amino acids. The transcript has 2 exons. Lineage: Eukaryota; Fungi; Ascomycota; Dothideomycetes; Pleosporales; Didymosphaeriaceae.